Coccidioides immitis RS is the source of this 1074-nucleotide messenger RNA. RefSeq names its product peptidyl-prolyl cis-trans isomerase-like 1. The record is from RefSeq and is a predicted model, not a curated record. Gene Ontology annotation, molecular function: peptidyl-prolyl cis-trans isomerase activity. The transcript has 3 exons. The coding region runs from base 51 to 539 and encodes 162 amino acids. Lineage: Eukaryota; Fungi; Ascomycota; Eurotiomycetes; Onygenales; Onygenaceae. Gene Ontology annotation, biological process: protein peptidyl-prolyl isomerization; protein folding. Gene Ontology annotation, cellular component: catalytic step 2 spliceosome.
CUCCGGCGCUACAACAGGGCUUAGAUUCUAGCUUGAUCUGAAUAUUCACAAUGGCUACAGAUGUGGUUAUUGAUACUACCAUGGGCUCCAUCACUGUUGAGCUCUACAAUGACCAUGCACCAAAGACAUGCAAAAACUUUUCCACCUUAGCACAACGAGGCUAUUACAAUAAUGUCAUCUUCCAUCGCAUUAUCCCCGACUUCAUGGUCCAGACCGGGGAUCCUACCGGCACAGGUCGCGGCGGAAGCUCCAUUUACGGCGAGAAAUUCGAGGACGAGAUCAAUCCAUCCUUGAAACAUACUGGUGCAGGUGUUUUGAGUAUGGCAAAUAGUGGACCGAAUACUAACGGGAGCCAGUUUUUCAUUACACUGGCGCCUACACCGUGGUUGGAUGGAAAGCAUACAAUAUUUGGCCGGGUGAAGAGCGGGAUGAGGGUAGUGCAACGAAUGGGACUUGUGAAAACCGAUGGGGAUGAUAGACCAGUGGAUCAGGUCAAAAUUUUGAAGGCGAGGGUCGUCGAAGAGACUGGUGAUGAGUGACAGGGCAGAAUCGACGCCAGAGCAGGUUAAUUUUGACUGUCUGCAGUAUAAAGCAGUCAUCAUGAACACUCACGCACUAUGGCCCACGGCAAGAACCCGCGAUGGGACAAAUGCACUGAGAUACGUCGCAGCGCGCCCUUCAUAACCAUUGCAAGCCCCAGUGCAAUGGCGGGGAGACAUUUGGCAGAAAAUAUGUUACGCCCGCGCCGGCGAAUUCUAUGAUAUGGUAGAUCUCUAGAAGAGCAUUGUAGAUUAAGCACAGUGACGGAUUACGAGCGCACAUUACGGAGUAGUCCUUCCCGGACAAUGAUGUACGGAGUAUGUAUCACCGCAAAACGAACCGCAUCGAUCAGAUGUCUCCAUCUUGAGCGGCAGAUACAGGGUGAAAUGUCCAAUCUUCCACUCUAUAGGGAUGGCUCCAAUGAAGGCGCCAUCCAUGGAGACAACGUUGCCAGUGUAAAAAGAAAAGCAGUUUGUCUACGCAGAGCGCAGCGAGUGGGUGAUAGAAGAAAUGAAGAAUCAAGAGCUCGCUGAG